Messenger RNA from Cyphellophora europaea CBS 101466, 1449 nucleotides. RefSeq lists its product as uncharacterized. The transcript has a single exon. The record is from RefSeq and is a predicted model, not a curated record. Bases 1 to 1449 code for a protein of 482 amino acids. Lineage: Eukaryota; Fungi; Ascomycota; Eurotiomycetes; Chaetothyriales; Cyphellophoraceae. Gene Ontology annotation, molecular function: oxidoreductase activity.
AUGGCAUGGCCCAAUCCAUUUCGCCGGCGGGACGAGAACACGAGGACAUGCUGGGGUUACACGUUUCAACUGACUCCAGAGCAUAUGACACUGGAGCAGUCCCAUCCCCUCAAGCACUCAUAUGAUGUGUUGGGUGAAGAGUGCCUCGACAUACUCAACGAAUUGUCGCCACCAGAUCCUCGGCCAUCUAAUCGACCGUCAGAAGGUGCCCCGCCAUCCACAUCAGACCAGGAACUCAAACCCUCUUCCUCUGACAAGCCCGCCAAACCCAGGCGCGACCUCUACGCCCUCCUCGUCUCUCGCAAGGACUCCCACCCCAAGCUCAAGCAGCUCUACGACGAUGCUGCCAGCCCACCCUUCCCUGUAGACUGGGAGCAGAUCGCCCGAGGCCAAGACGUCUUCUAUCGGUAUGGAGGCGCCAACUUGACAGGCCUCGCCUACCAAUCUCUCCUUGGAGGCAUGGGCGCCGCCCGCGUGGUCGAGACCCUCACCCGCACAGGCGGCUUCAAUGUGCGCGUGGCGCGACACCGCCUCUUCGAAACCACGCAGCACAUCCUCGAAUGCACACGGGACCUGCCCUCAAUCCAAGCGGGUGGCGACGGCUUCGCCUCCUCGCUGCGCGUCCGGCUCCUGCACGCCGCAGUGCGCAAACGCAUCCUGACCCUGACAGCCAGCCAUCCGAGCUACUACUCGGUAGCCGAGUACGGCAUCCCGAUCAACGACCUCGACUGCAUCGCCACCAUCGCCUCCUUCAGUGCCACGCUGCUCUUCAUCAGCCUGCCCCGGCAGGGCCUGUGGGUCACGGCGCAGGAAGCCGCCGACUACACAGCGCUGUGGCGGCUGAUCGCGCACUACACGGGCACGCCGACGGAACCCUUCGCGACACCGGCCAAGGCCAAGGCCGCCAUGGAAUCGCUGCUGCUGCACGAGAUCCGGCCCUCGCCCACGUCCCGCGUCCUGGCCAACAACAUCAUCCGCGCUCUGGAGAAUACGCCGCCCGCGUACGCGUCCCGCUCCUUCCUCGAGGUCAACGCCCGCUGGAUGAACGGGAACGAGCUCUGUGACGAGCUGGGCCUGGGGCGGCCGUCGCCUUGGUAUUGGGUGCUCAUGACAGGCCAGUGUCUGUUUUUCAUGGGCGUGUGCUACUUCUACCGCAGUUUUGAAGCGUUGGAUCGCCGGAAGGUGAAAGGGCUGCGCAGGGUGUUCUGGGCUUUUAUUGUGGAGGGCAAGAGCGGGCUGGCGGGCGAGAAGAGCGCGUUUGAGUUCCAGUGGGUGCCGGAUCUGGGGAAAGGGACCGAGGCAGGGCGUGAGGAUGAAGUGUCUGACAGAGGAGAGAGCGGAGUGGAGGCUAGAAGCUUGCGGACGCUGGCUGUCGCGCUGGUCGGGCUUGGGGCGCUCUCAUGGGUGGGUGUAAAAGUUGUGGGGAGGUUGUCGGCAAUGAUCUGGUAG